GCGCCGACCGGCCGGGACCGGCCAGGACCGGCCCAGCGGCCAGCGGCGGGACGCCCUUUGUUCUCGGCCUUAGGGUGCGAGCGGGGGGAGGCUGGGGUUGCGAGACGAAUGAAGGAGCGGGGAGGAGGGGGAGGGGCCCCUCCGCCCUGAUGGGAGCCCCCCGGCCCGCUCUCCCCGGACGCAGCGAUGUUCAACCAGCAGCAGCAGCAGCAGCAGCAGCAGCAGUUCCAGCAGCAGCUGCUGCAGCUCCAGCACCUCUUGCAGCAGCAGCAGCAGCAGCAGCCGGCGGGACGGGGGCUGUCCCCUCAGCAGCAGCAGCAGCUACUGAACCUGCGUGUCACCAACCAGGCAUCCCUCCUCAACGCCAACCCCAUAAUGCAGAGAGCCCUCCUCAUGCAGCAGAUGCAAGGGAAUCUACGGGGAUUCAGCCUGACCGCUCCAGGCCUGCAGCAGUUCUUCCCACAGGCCACCAGACAUUCCCUCCUGGGUCCACCCCCCGUUGGCGUCUCCCUCAAACCUCCCUGUAUCGGUUUUCCCGGGCUCCCAUUCCAGAGGCAGAACCGCCUGUUCCGAAAGGACUACCAGAGGGGUCCUGAUAGGAAACGGGACCUGGAGCAGAGCUCCUCGGCACAGGCGCCCGGUGGAGAAGAGAAGCUGGGCGCUCCAGGAGCCCCCCAAGUUGGGGCCGACUGCAACGCUUCCCCGGGUGAUCCGCAGCCCCCCACAGACCCCAUGGCCGAUGGCAGCUCGGAGCCCGCAGCUAAGAGGCUGAAGAGUUCGGAAGGAGCCGAAGGUGACUUGGAAGAGCCAAGCCUGGAAAGCGAGGGUGGAGGGAAAGAGGGCGUGGACCCCACAGACCUGGCCAAGGACCGGAAUUUCUCCGAGGAAGCGAAGGCCCCUGAGAUGGUGAGCUCCGGGGGUUCCCUAAAGGUGACCAUCCAGCAGAGCAGCGAGAGCCGUGCCAUCAGCACGUCGGCCGGGCACCGGCCCUGUGAGGGGGUCCCGGCGGCAGCCCCCGCCCCCGAGGCGGGCCUCAAAUUCUACUGUUACAUCUGCAAGGCCAACUGCUACAACCAGCAGAAUUUCCAGGCCCAUAUGGCCGGGCUUCAGCACCAGCAGCGGCUCGGGGAGAUCCAGCACAUGAGCAACGCCUGCCUCGUCUCACUGCUGCCUUCGACCCAGGAGCAGCCCGGCCUGGGGGAGCGAGAUGGAGAGCCCCAGGGGCAGCGCUGGUGCAACACCUGUCAGCUGCAUUUCACUGGGGACCUGAUCAAGCACCGCAGGACCCCAGAGCACAAGCUGGCCAAGCACUCCCUCCGUCCCUUCUGCACCGCCUGCAGCCGCCACUUUAAGACGCCUCGCAAGUUCGUGGAGCACAUGAAGUCCCCCGAGCACAAGCAGAAAGCCAAGGAGGUGAGAUUGGGUGAGAAGGAACUGGGGGGGCCAGAGGAGUCGGAGGAGCUGAUCACGGUGGACGCGGUGGGCUGCUUUGAGGAGGACGAGGAGGAAGAGGAGGGCACUGGAGGUGAAGAGGAAGAGGAUUCAGAUGUGCUGGCCGAGAGCGAUGAGGUGGCAGCCGGCAAGCAGGGCGGGUUGAAGGACGUGGCCAUGGACGACUGGAAGGUCACCGAGGAGUAUUGUCCCGACAAGUCCUACGGCCUGGAUUUUCUGGUCCCCGUGGUGGGCUACCUGUGCAGGCUGUGCCAAACCUUCUACCACAGUGACUCCGCAGCCCGGCUCAUGCACUGCAAGUCCCUGAUGCAUUUUGAGAACGUCCAGAGAUACAAAGCUGCCAGGAAGGCCAGGCCGGUCCCCCCGGCCACGGAGGCUGACCCCACCCCCAGCCCCCCAAGAGUGGACGAGACCGGAGCCCCCAGCUCGGAGCGGGAUAAGAAGGCGGCGGCGGUGCCUCAGCCCUGGGAAAGCCAGAGAGAGACGGGCGACUCGGACAGCGACCCGGACGACGCUUGCGGGGCCCUGGUCAUUGCCGAAGAGGACGGCAGCCCCCAGGAGAGCGAGCCGGGGGGCGGUCUGGAGGAGCCCGACCAGCAAGACAAGGGGGACGCCCCCUCCCCGGCUGGCCGGCGCCGCUCCACCCGCCGCAAGCCCAGAUAGAGGGGCCGCGGGCCGGGCCGCAGAGGCUCAUUUUCCGGAGCCUUGCGCUAGAUCGAUCGACGGAGAAACUGCGGGAGGUGCUGCUGUUUUUAUCUGAAGGCCAAUAAAGGAGCCUGGAUUAGCGUUUAA
Ornithorhynchus anatinus (platypus) is the source of this 2244-nucleotide messenger RNA. It is a transcript of the gene CIZ1, whose product is annotated as CDKN1A interacting zinc finger protein 1. The record is from RefSeq and is a predicted model, not a curated record. NCBI's taxonomy places the organism in Eukaryota, Metazoa, Chordata, Mammalia, Monotremata, Ornithorhynchidae. The coding region runs from base 187 to 2115 and encodes 642 amino acids. The transcript is spliced from 15 exons. Gene Ontology annotation, cellular component: nucleus. Gene Ontology annotation, molecular function: zinc ion binding; nucleic acid binding.